Messenger RNA from Saccoglossus kowalevskii, 873 nucleotides. Its product is annotated as AP-2 complex subunit alpha-2-like. NCBI's taxonomy places the organism in Eukaryota, Metazoa, Hemichordata, Enteropneusta, Harrimaniidae. Gene Ontology annotation, cellular component: membrane coat; AP-2 adaptor complex. Gene Ontology annotation, biological process: clathrin-dependent endocytosis; intracellular protein transport. The record is from RefSeq and is a predicted model, not a curated record. Gene Ontology annotation, molecular function: clathrin-cargo adaptor activity.
AUGCCUGCAGUGAAAGGAGAUGGAAUGAGAGGCCUUGCCGUCUUCAUUUCCGAUAUAAGAAACUGUAAAAGCAAAGAAGCAGAAAUCAAAAGAAUCAAUAAAGAACUGGCCAAUAUUAGAUCCAAAUUCAAAGGAGAUAAAACAUUAGAUGGAUACCAGAAAAAGAAGUACGUUUGUAAACUGUUGUUUAUAUUCCUACUGGGGCAUGAUAUUGAUUUUGGACACAUGGAAGCGGUCAAUCUACUCAGCUCAAAUAAAUACACAGAGAAACAAAUUGGUUAUUUGUUUAUAUCUGUGCUGGUGAGUGAAAACAGUGAUUUGAUGAAAUUAAUUAUCCAGAAUAUUAAGAAUGACUUAAUAAGCCGCAACUCGGUACACACAUGUCUAGCGUUGCAUUGUAUUGCUAAUAUUGGUAGCAAGGAAAUGGCAGAGGCACUAGGUAACGAGAUUCCAAAACUGCUCGUCUCUGCAGAGACUCUGGACACUGUAAAACAGAGUGCAUCUUUAUGUUUGUUACGCAUGUUGAGAACCUCACCGGAUUCUAUUGAGCCUGGUGAAUGGAUUAACAGAGCUGUGCAUCUGUUGAAUGAUCAACAUAUGGGAGUUGUUACAGCUGCCACUAGUUUGAUUCAUGAACUAGCUGGUAAGAAUCCUGAUGAAUGUAAAGGAUGUGUAUCACUAGCCGUCUCAAGACUAAGCAGGAUUGUGACAUCAUCAUAUACUGAUCUACAAGACUAUACAUACUACUUUGUACCAGCACCCUGGUUGUCUGUCAAGUUACUCCGAUUGUUACAGUGUUAUCCACCUCCUGAGGAUCCAGCUGUUAGAGGGCGUCUUAGUGAAUGUCUGGAGACAAUACUCAAUAAAGCACAG